This is a messenger RNA of Lindgomyces ingoldianus, 651 nucleotides long. RefSeq lists its product as uncharacterized. The coding region runs from base 1 to 651 and encodes 216 amino acids. The transcript is spliced from 2 exons. Lineage: Eukaryota; Fungi; Ascomycota; Dothideomycetes; Pleosporales; Lindgomycetaceae. The record is from RefSeq and is a predicted model, not a curated record.
AUGAGACCCUUAACACCUUUGGUCUUUCUAGCAGGCCUGCCUGCAGCACUUUCCCUACCGACAACAUCAGCAUCAAACGGCAAUCUUGAUAUCCCCAACGAUAUGAUCCGCCGUGAUUCAACCACGCCUGAUGGGAAGAGUAUAACUCUCCUCCUCCACAACUCCCUCACCUCAAGAUCGGGCCUCACCCGCCGCGUCAACUACCCAGGCGCUCAACCCAACGCCUUCAUGGGAAACCAAUGUGGUGACAGCACUUUCGAUUCAACUGCCAAUGCAGAUUUCCCAGCGAUACAGGACUGCAGUGACCUCGCGACUGGUCUCGAUGGUAUGGAUCGCCACUGGGCACUAAGCAACGGCGGUGGCGCGGGUGUUCCAGAGUGGCAGGACCUGGUCUCAAAUGGAAACUGCCAUUUCUAUGUCAACAGAAAGAAUUUUCCUGAUAUUACCGUGGAUGGCCGCGUCCUGGUGGGCACGCAAGAUAUUGCAGACAUCGUGCGGGAUGUAGUCAGUCGCUACUCGUCCUAUAGUACGGUCUCUUGGGGAGGUGGAUCGAUACAGGUCUCACACAUAAUUCCUGCCCACGGAAGCAUGUACUGCCAGCCCUAUGUGCCACAAGAAGUCCCGUGGAGAGUUCAGGCCAAUCAACCAUAG